Molecule: messenger RNA, 6072 nt
Organism: Tupaia belangeri chinensis (Chinese tree shrew)
Lineage: Eukaryota; Metazoa; Chordata; Mammalia; Scandentia; Tupaiidae
Gene: MAN2A1
Product: mannosidase alpha class 2A member 1
Exons: 22
Coding region: 1-3450 (1149 amino acids)
Biological process (GO): mannose metabolic process; N-glycan processing; protein deglycosylation
Cellular component (GO): Golgi membrane
Molecular function (GO): carbohydrate binding; alpha-mannosidase activity
Source: RefSeq, a predicted model, not a curated record
AUGAAGUUAAGCCGCCAGUUCACCGUGUUCGGCAGCGCGAUCUUCUGUGUGGUCAUCUUCUCGCUCUACCUGAUGCUGGACCGGGGUCACUUGGACUACCCCAGGGGCCCGCGCCGCGAGGGCUCCUUUCCGCAGGGCCAGCUCUCAAUGUUGCAAGAAAAAAUAGACCAUUUGGAGCGUUUGCUAGCCGAGAACAAUGAGAUCAUCUCAAAUAUCAGAGACUCGGUCAUCAAUCUGAGCGAGUCAGUGGAGGACGGCGCGAAAAGUUCACAAGGCAAUUUCAGCCCAGGUGCUGGCUCCCGCCUUCUGCCGUCACAGCUGUCCCUCCCGGUCCACCCCGAGGACUGUCAUUUUGCCACACGCAGUGGCAGUCAGCAUUCAGAUGUGCAGAUGUUGGAUGUUUACAGUCUAAUUCCUUUUGACAAUCCAGAUGGUGGAGUUUGGAAACAAGGAUUUGACAUUACAUAUGAGAGUCACGAGUGGGAUGAUGAACCCCUUCAAGUCUUUGUGGUGCCUCAUUCCCACAAUGACCCAGGUUGGUUGAAGACUUUCAAUGACUACUUUAGAGACAAGACUCAGUAUAUUUUUAAUAACAUGGUCGUAAAGCUGAAAGAAGACUCAAGGAGGAAAUUUAUGUGGUCUGAGAUCUCUUACCUUUCAAAGUGGUGGGAUAUUAUAGAUAUUCAGAAGAAGGAUGCUGUUAAAAGUUUACUCGAAAAUGGUCAGUUUGAAAUUGUGACAGGUGGCUGGGUUAUGGCUGAUGAAGCCACCCCACAUUAUUUUGCCUUAAUUGAUCAACUAAUUGAAGGACACCAGUGGCUGGAAAAAAAUCUAGGAGUGAAACCUCGGUCAGGGUGGGCUAUCGAUCCCUUUGGACACUCACCAACGAUGACUUACCUCCUGAAACGUGCUGGAUUCUCUCACAUGCUCAUCCAGAGGGUUCAUUAUUCUAUUAAAAAGCACUUUGCACAGCAUAAAACGUUGGAGUUCUUUUGGAGACAGAAUUGGGACCUGGGAUCUGUCACAGAUAUCUUUUGCCACAUGAUGCCCUUCUACAGCUAUGACAUCCCUCACACAUGUGGACCGGAUCCUAAAAUAUGCUGCCAGUUUGAUUUUAAACGGCUUCCCGGAGGCAGAAUCGGUUGUCCCUGGGGUGUCCCCCCAGAAACGAUAUAUCCUGGAAAUGUCCAAAGCAGAGCUCAGAUGCUCCUGGAUCAGUACCGAAAGAAGUCAAAGCUGUUCCGUACUAAAGUUCUCCUGGCCCCACUGGGAGAUGAUUUCCGCUACUGUGAAAACACAGAAUGGGAUUUACAGUUCAAGAAUUAUCAGCAGCUUUUUGAUUAUAUGAAUUCCCAACCGAAGUUUAAAGUGAAGAUUCAGUUUGGAACUUUAUCUGAUUAUUUUGAUGCACUGGAUGAAGCCACUAGAGAUGUGGGAAAGAAUCAGCAGUCGGCGUUCCCCGUUGUCAGUGGAGACUUCUUCACCUACGCCGACCGAGACGACCAUUACUGGAGUGGCUACUUCACAUCCCGACCCUUUUACAAACGCAUGGACAGAAUCAUAGAGUCCCAUUUAAGGGCUGCUGAAAUCCUUUACUACUUUGCCCUGAGACAAGCCCAGAGGUACAAGAUCAGCGCCUUCCUCUCGUCGUCGCAUUACACAGCUCUGACCGAGGCCAGGAGGAAUCUGGGGCUGUUCCAGCACCACGAUGCCAUCACGGGCACCGCCAAGGACUGGGUGGUGGUGGAUUAUGGCACCAGACUCUUUCAUUCACUAAUGGUUUUGGAGAAGAUCAUUGGAGAUUCUGCAUUUCUUCUUAUUUUGAAGGACAAAAACGCGUACAGCUCUUACAGCACUCAGUCUUCCGAAAGCUUCCUGAAGAUGGAUUUGAAACAAAAAUCACAAGAUUCUCUGCCACAGAAAAAUGUAUUAAGUCUGAGUGCGGAGCCAAGGUACCUCGUGGUCUUUAACCCUCUGGAACAAGACCGACUCUCGGUGGUCUCCGUCUACGUGAGCUCCCCCACAGUACAAGUGCUCUCUGCCUCUGGAAAACCGGUGGAAAUCCAGAUCAGCGCGGUGUGGGAUGCGGCAAGCACUGCUUCCCAGACAGCCUAUGAGAUCUCUUUUCUAGCACACUUACCACCGUUGGGACUGGAAGUGUAUAAGAUUUUGGAAUCGGCAAGUUCCAAGUCACAUUUAGCCAAUUAUUUCCUGUAUAAUAGUGAAACGGAAAUCAAAGGAAUUUUCAGCAUAAAGAACAUGAGAGGUGCUCCAGGAGACAUCACUCUGGAGAAUCCCUAUAUGACCCUUCAGUUUGGCCAAGCUGGGCUUAUGAAGAAAAUAAUAACUAAAGAAGAUGGCAAACACCAUGAAGUAAACUUGCAAUUCUCGUGGUAUGGAACCACAAAUAAGAGAGACAAAAGUGGUGCCUACUUGUUCUUGCCUGAUGGGAGUUCUAAGCCUUAUGUUUACACGGCGCUGCCCUUUGUCAGAGUGACGCGUGGAAGGAUUUAUUCGGAAGUGACUUGCUUUUUUGAACACAUCACCCAUAGCGUCCGACUGUACCACAUGCGGGGAAUAGAAGGACAGUCUGUGGAAGUUUCCAAUGUCGUGGACAUCCGGAAAGUGUAUAACCGGGAGAUCGCAAUGAGAAUUUCCUCUGACAUAAACAGCCAGAACAGAUUUUAUACGGACCUAAACGGCUACCAGAUUCAACCUAGAAUGACAAUGAGCAAACUGCCUGUUCAAGCCAACGUCUACCCCAUGACCACGAUGGCCUACAUCCAGGAUGCCACACGUCGGCUGACGCUGCUUUCUGCUCAGUCUUUAGGCGUUUCGAGUUUCACAAAUGGUCAGAUCGAAGUUAUCAUGGAUCGAAGACUCAUGCAAGAUGACAAUCGAGGCCUGGGGCAAGGCGUCCAUGACAACAAGAUUACACCGAAUUUAUUUCGAAUUCUGCUAGAAAAAAGAAGUAAUGUUAAAAUGGAAGAAGAAAAACAUGCUGUCAGUUACCCUUCCCUCCUUAGCCAUACAGCUUCAUCCUUCUUAAAUCAUCCCGUCUUCCCAAUGACAGAGAAGUUCUCCUUACCCACCCUGGAGCUUCUGGGCGAAUUCUCUCCGUUACUAUCAUCUUUGCCUUGUGACAUGCAUCUGGUUAAUCUGAGGACGAUAGAGUCAAAGGUGGGCAGCGGGUAUUCCGAUGAGGCAGCCUUCAUCCUCCACAGAAAAGGCUUUGACUGCCAGUUCUCUAGCAGAGACACCGGGCUGCUCUGUUCUACUACUCAGGGAAAGAUAUUGGUACAGAAACUGUUUAACAAGUUUACUGUUGAAAGUCUCACACCUUCGUCACUGUCUUUGAUGCAUUCACCCCCGGACGCCCAAAACGUAAGUGAGAUCAGCUUGAGUCCCAUGGAGAUCAGCACCUUCCGCAUCCGAUUGAGGUGGACCUGACUUUCACAUGUGGAUUGGGAAGCAUUGGCUUUGAUACCUUUCUUGGUUUGACGUGCAAUAAAGAAGCACAUUAUUUUAGCUUCUGGCUACUGUGAGAACACGAAAUCUGUGAUUUUUUUUUUUUUUUUUUUAAACCAAAAGAGAAAAAAAAAAAAAAAAAAAAAGCCAUGCUUUCAACCAGGUUUCUUUUUUUUUUUUUUUUAAUUUCUUUUUGAGUUCCUCCCGUGAGCUACCACCACCAGUACGAAUCGAUGCAACAAGUGAAGAAUUGUUUAAAGACAACCUCUCAACCGAUUGUAUCUCAGGUUAAAUGCUAACUCAUUCUGUCUGUGUUGGGGGUUGUGAAGAGUUCGUAAGUGGAUUUGUGUUGCAGGUCCUUCAUUAGUUUUACAAAAGUACCCACUUGAUCUCAAUGGAAUAAGAACACUGGUGGGUAAUAAUAGCUAAUGGCCAAAAUGGUUGCAGUCAUUCCUACAAGUUAGAAAAGUGUUGUGUGUUGAAAUAUGUGGAAAAGUGCAAUCCACCCACCCUUAUGAGAAACUUAGUUGAUUUUCUAAUGACCCUUCGGACCCCUUUCUUCCCACUCUUUGUAAGUAUUCCAGAAAUCUGAAUCGGAGUCAUUCAGCAGUAGAAAAAGAGGCAUAUCUUCAUUACUUGACAGUGUGGGAUAGGUGCAAUUUAUUCCAUUGUCACGAAAACAGAAGAAGCAAUUCCAUGGGUACCAUAAACCUAUUUUAGGUACCGCAAGGUGUCUUUUUACACAGCUCAUUUGAAUACAGGUGUUCUGAGAUGGGGUUUUCUAUUUUAAAAUUACCAUAUCAAAAUAAAUGUGCCUUAUUUUUUUAUAAGUCUUGUGAAAUCUUUUGGUGUCCAUAUUACUGUUGGGGGUGGGGGUGGGGGAGUGGGGGCCAGUGGGUUCUUUCUAUGACACAUGAAUUGUGUAACUGUUGCCUGACAAUGCUGGCCACAUUCUGAUCUGUUUCAUUAAGUCUGUGGUGAUGUUACUCUAAACAUUUUGACUAUUUGAAUGUACUGAGAUGUCAGAAAACAAAACAAGGAAGAGAAAUAUCGUGAAUUCCAAUAUGCUGCCAAGAAAACUGCAACUUGAAGCAAAGAUUUUGUAACAUGCACAGUCCCGAUACCAUUCGCAUUGCACAGGGGUUAACCAUAUUGAAGAGAAAAUGCUUUAAAAUCGACCGUGUGAAACCCACUUAGAUGCAGCCCGUUCUGACGUAUCUUCGUAAAGAACAGUGUUGGUUUAGUCAGUUCCAGACGUUUGUAUAUGCUAACCUCAAAAUGAAGUUCUAAGCCCGUGUGCCAUUACAAUACUCUUAAUAAAACUUCUGUGGGCUCAUUAUUCCUUCACGUUAAAAAACAGCAACAUCAGCAGUGUUCAGAACAUUCCCUUUCAGUUUGAAAAGGAUUCUUUUAGUGUGUACAGUUUUGAAAAUUCUGAGUUCCUAGACUUACUAUUAUCUGACUUUCAGCUUCCAUUUACCUCUUGUGAUUCCCACAUCUCUGUAGAGAAAUUAAAGCCUAAUUUCUGUUUCAUCAUGUAGUCCGGUGAUCAUGUGAAUUUUCACUCAAGAUGCAGCUCCUAAGAUUAUCGCUAAGUUAAAUUCAUAAACUCCUUUGCCUUUAAUAAUGAAGGAAACAAUACCAGUGUUGAUAACGAUAUUACAGGAGGAUAUUUUCAUGCAAUAAACAUGUACUGUAAGUUUCCUUCCUCAUAUUUUGGGAAUAAACAACUAAUAAAAGAAAGACAGACUUCCUUUGUGUGAACAUCUACAGAUGUUAAGAUUGCCAGAAGCAAAUCCCAGGAAUAAGAUCAGUGUUUUCAUUGCAUCUUAAAUAUAAAACCUUCCUCGGGGAGUUCACUGUGUUCUGUGGUUAAGUAGAUGUGCUUAAUCAUUCUGGAAAUUCUGAUCAAAUGAAAUUUUAAAAAUCAUGAUGCAAUAACAGUGGCUUUGCCACUUCUGGGUGUUAGAGAUGGUUGCGUCCCAUGUCAGUCGGGGUUUUAGUGUGUGUUGCCACCAGCUGUUCACAGGUAAAGCAGAAAUUCUCUUUAACCAGCAAUUUUCUGCUUCUUCAGUUAUUUUUAGAAUAAACCAUCAGGGAAAUGAAGAGAGGAUGCUUUUGCUUUGGGUUGUGGUCAAGAACUGAGUAAAUCAUUUUGUGUCUCUGACACUCAAACCGUACACUUCCGUUGUGAUCGCUGUGGCAUAUUUGGUUAGGUUUUAUGACUUUAUUAUCACAGAUGUUUAAUUGACCAAGUGCUUCAUUACUAUCACACGCUCUCUUGUUUUUCAUUUCUUUGAAAUUUUAGUUUGGGGUUAUAACUGCAGUGUUCAAGAAUUCAGCAUCCUUGUUUUCUCCAAAUACUGAUUAAAAUAAAAUGCUGUAAAAUGUGUUGUAAAAACAUUGUAAUUAUCUCCCAUGUCUUUGUUGUAUUCUGCUGAAAUGUUUUCACAUUCCUUUGUCUGGAAGAAAAUGUUUGCUUUUAUUUUGAUCAGUUUGUUCACCUUGGAAUCAACAGGUUUUGAUAUUUUCUCUUGGAAGAUUUUAUAUCUUUUUGGGAAUAUGUAAUAUAAGAUCUCUAAUAAAAGAUAAUCUUAUCAUGUG